Molecule: messenger RNA, 708 nt
Organism: Capronia epimyces CBS 606.96
Lineage: Eukaryota; Fungi; Ascomycota; Eurotiomycetes; Chaetothyriales; Herpotrichiellaceae
Exons: 2
Coding region: 1-708 (235 amino acids)
Source: RefSeq, a predicted model, not a curated record
AUGCAUGGAUGGGGCCUUUUCUUCUUCCUCCUCUUCCUCCUUCUCAUCUUCGCCGUCGUCGGCUGGGUCGGCUACACACAGUACCAAGCGCGAAAACAAGGCUUACCAGCUCCCUCGCUGAAGUCCUGGAAGACAUACAUUCCAUUACUCAAGACCCAGGGCUCCUCGAACUACCCUGCCCCGCGCCAUGCCGGGCCUCUCGAGUGGUUCCGCGAUCUAUUCUCCAGGCUCACCAACAAGCGCACUGCCAGGGGUGCCUACGAGGAGGCGGGCGCAGAAGCCGGUCUCAGUGGUAGAAGGAGGGGGCGAGGUGUUGAGGACGAUGCAUGGGAUGUCAGAGUGGGCAAUGAGGAUCCGUACGCCUCCGGGCCGGGGUACUCAGGCUACGAAGAACAAGAGCUGGGCCUUGCGCCGACACCAGGCUUGCAUAAUGAGCCGUAUGCCGGUGGCAGCGGAGGCGACUAUCUCGGCGCCAACCGAGGCUACUCCGAAGUGGACAAUCGAGGACGCCCAUCGAGUGCGAAAGGCUUGGAUCCCUUUGGUGACCAGAACGAGGCACCGAGUCUAAGGAGUGUAAGUCCCCGGCCCGAGGCGGAUGGUGGUCGGGGACAUACCAAAGGGAGUCAAAGUCUUGAUACCCAAGGCAGUGGGGACGGUGGCUCGAGUCCCACGAGUACAAGAAAGAGCGUCUUCAGAGAAGGGAUAUGA